Molecule: messenger RNA, 1626 nt
Organism: Caenorhabditis bovis
Lineage: Eukaryota; Metazoa; Nematoda; Chromadorea; Rhabditida; Rhabditidae
Source: the annotation of a GenBank genome assembly
AUGCAAACGAUUCGAAAUCCGCUCUCAAUAUUUCGCGCCAGGUCACGUGAAAGGAGCUCCUCGAUCACAACACAGUCUGAAAAAAGCGAAAAACAAAUAAAUGACUCUAGUGGGAAGAAGAAAACAAGUACUCAAAAGUUGUUCGUAAAACGCGACAAAAAUGCAAGCGAAUGUUUGGCAGAAACUCGAAUCGAGAAAAAAUCAUAUUGCCGCGAGAAAACACAAAAGAGUAUUAUAUUGAAGCAACCAAUGGUGAACUGCACGGAAAGAGUCGAAAAAACGGUUCGCGCACCCAACAAUAACAUGAUGGGCACCAAAUGUGUCGAUUGGAAUUAUAUCCAAGGGGCGAAUCCAAUUGUACCAGGCACAUCGAAAAGUGUGACCGACGAACGGAUUAGGAUGCGACCGGUUGAUCGGUUUUCAACCGAAAUGAUGAUCGCGGAAAUAUUCGCGCCAUUAAGAGAUACUAUAGAAUCCGGCAUUCGCAAAUCGAAAUCUUCGUCUUCCACAGGUUCGAAUGUAAUAAAACCCAAGCAUACACCUUCAAUUCGUUUGGAACAAUGGAAAGCACAGCUCAAUUCAGGAUCAACACGAACUCGAGAUCAUAGUGCUCCUGCUCCAGUCCAACGAUUGACGAUUAAACCACGAACGACCCAAUUGAAUGUGCCAGACGUUCCUCGACCACUUCAUGUCACAAAAUCUGCCAAUAACGCAAUGUUGGCCAUGGAUCAUCGUACAUUACGAGAUAGUAGCUUACGUGGAAGGUCGGGCACAUGGCAACCAGUAUCAACAAAUUUCGAUAAACUGCCAGUUGACUUUGUAACAUCACCGAGAUUUUCUCAGCAGGAAGGUAACAUAUUCCGGCCAAUUGCUUGCAAGCCAAACACAUUAAAUCACAAUGACAGCAACAAAAUUUCAUUUAAAAAAGUGGAACCUUUUCGAAGAAGUGCUUCUAACGAAAGCAACGCGUCAUUAGCCGAACUAUUACAGCUUUACCAUCCUAAAGAUUCAAUGAGGGAAAUGAAUUUGUCAUUACGUUCGAAUGCCAGCAAUUCCCUAUCUUUCCCACUUUCACCUAAUAAUAACAAUAAUAAUAAAACGUUGAUGGCCACUAUGUCGUCGUCAUCGUCUGGAAUUCACGUCACUCCAUCACCCAGCGAUUCUGGAAUUAUUGAUUAUGAAAAUGUCAUAAGAGAUAAGGAAUUGGAAUUGCAAGAAAUUCGCGCAACAAUGGAACAAAAUGAAGAAAUUAUUAUCAAAGUAUAUCAAGACAAAGAAAGGGCAUGGAAAACUGAAUUAGAAGGUCUGAAAGGUCGUUUGUCGGCAUCCGAAAAAGGCGAAAAGGCCUUAAGGGAACAGCUAUCAAAUUGCCAACGACAGAAUGCUGCAAUGACCACUUGCAUGAAGACUUUACAAGAUGAGAAGAAUAAAAUGAUGUCAAGAUGUAUACAAUUGGAGAAAGAGAUAGAACACCUACAAAAUUAUACGAGCCGCAAUGUCUGCCCGAAUUGCUCUAAAAAUCAAAACAAUGAGGAAAAAGAUCUUCGACAGGAAGUGCGGGAUUUGAGACGAGAAGUCGCGAAUUUGAAGAAAGUAGUGGAUGACGGAAUCAAUUACAAAUCUUGA